Molecule: messenger RNA, 6881 nt
Organism: Bubalus bubalis (water buffalo)
Lineage: Eukaryota; Metazoa; Chordata; Mammalia; Artiodactyla; Bovidae
Gene: USP3
Product: ubiquitin specific peptidase 3
Exons: 15
Coding region: 1932-3494 (520 amino acids)
Biological process (GO): protein deubiquitination
Cellular component (GO): cytoplasm
Molecular function (GO): cysteine-type deubiquitinase activity; zinc ion binding
Source: RefSeq, a predicted model, not a curated record
UUGACUACCUACUAUGAGGGUGGCAAUUCUCAUGACUUCUCACAUCCUUUUUGUGAGAUAAAUAUUACCUUCCCAGUUUUACAGAUGGGAAAAAAAAGGCUUGGGAGGACUAGAAAUACUUGCUAAAGUUGGUCAUCAAGUAGGCAACUGAAGUAGGAUUUGAGCAGCUGCAAUUUCCACAACUCUGUCACUGUCAUAAAACCUCCAAAUGGCUUGCUCUAAAGCAGUCAAGUAAAACUUGGGAAGCAACCAAAGAGGGUUGACUGAGGAGUCGGAAAUACUAGAGGGAUAUGCGGUGGGGGAGGAGAGGGGAAGUGUCCGCAGAGAUGCUGCAGGUGAGUGUACACCUAGGCAGAGGAGCGCGCGGCAGAAGAGAGCGGCGGCGGGUGGUGCGGGGGAUGGCGAGGCGUGAGAGGUGACUGAGGGCAUCCCUCGACUGCUCCAGGACUGAGUACGGGGAGGUGCCCCGCUCUAACCUCUUCCCGGCCCGGCCCGGUUAAUCAUUUCCUGACCCUCCUUCCUCCUCUCUCCCAGCCCGCAGGAUUGCCACAUCAACCUCCCCCCUCCCCGCCUCCUGGCCUGUUGCUCCUUCGCCGGGUUUUACAAGGAGCCCCAACUUUGAGGCAUUUUCUAACAGCCCGGGACGCCCUCAAGGCCGUUUCCCGGAGAGGUCGCAGGCUCGCUUGGGUGUAGCGCUUGCCCUAGCGGCCUCUUGAGGCUUGCCCUAUGCUCUUUUUUGGACUGAGAGGUCAGAGAGGCGGGAUCCAAUCCCGGCGCGGAUUAACUAAUUAAAGGCUCGGUUUCCCCUGCGGUAAAAAGGGAGGAUGGUAACAGCCCCUGGCGGGGUGGUGCGCGGUUGAAAUGAGGUAUUGUGUGUUAAGUACCUGGCUAGGAGACAGCAGUGGGUGUUUAACAAACGUUAGAUCCCUUCCCUUUUUAUCACCUCAUCACCGGGACCGCCCGCUCAGCAAACCUAGGUUACAGCUAUCUCGCUUAAACUUAAACUGGACGUUGAGAUCUGAAUGUCCUGAUCCUAUGCUCGAGGUAAUGCCAAUAGUGAUUCAUAGUGACAGGGUUUGAACCCCGGUUCACGAUCGCCCCCGCCAUCUCGCACCUAAGUGGCUGGCUAAGGCCACAUGUCUAGAACCUAGUCCAGAACUAGAACCCGGUCAGUAUGGUACCUGCCGCAGGGAGUAGACCACUAAACCAGUACUGCUCUGGGACCCAUGCAGCCCGCUGGGCCACCAGGGGCCAGGCCUUUAACCUCUCUGAGUCUGAGCCACAGUGUGUAAAGUGGGGGCUCUCUGUCUGCCCGUGUGGUUUUUAUUUUCUUCUUCACACUUUCUUUCGUGACCAGAUUUUCUACCCCGGUGUAGUCAGACCAUCUCAUUACGCUGGAUCAGUGUUUUCUGACUGCGAGCGCUCGCCCAGGGCGGGGAAAAAGCAGCGGACCGGCCCGGUGUGCCCCGGCUUGGCGCCCCACCCUUCUCGGGGCCGGGGAAAGUCGCGGCUGCUCGGGGCAGCGGAGUUGGGAAAGUCACUUCCGAGCGCAGUCUGACUCUGGGCCACCCGCCUGUGAGCGCGCGGACCCCACCCAGCUGGGGAAGACGGGGGCGGGGCCGGGCCUGGAGGCGGGGCCUGCCCAGGGGCGGGGCCGGGCCGGCUUGGGAAGACGGAAGCCCCCAACCUAGGGGUGGCGGCAGGACCCGGAUCCCGGAGCACCACGUUUUCUGGAGCCGGACAUCUGGAGCCGGCGGGAGAGAAAACCCGGCUCCCGGAAGCUUUUGCUUUCUUUGACGCAAGGGCUCGGGACGCAGCCGCCGUCGGCCGAGCGCCGGGCUAGGAGCGACCCCAGACGGAGUCUUCGGAGUUCCUCCGCCCCCGCCUCGCCGGGUCCCGGAGCCUCAGUCCUCGCAGCUCUUCUGGUGGCCAUGGAGUGUCCGCACCUGAGCUCCAGCGUCUGCAUCGCUCCGGACUCAGCCAAGUUCCCCAACGGCUCCCCGUCGUCCUGGUGCUGCAGCGUGUGCCGGUCCAACAAAAGCCCCUGGGUCUGUCUGACUUGUUCAGGUGUCCACUGUGGAAGGUAUGUGAAUGGCCAUGCAAAAAAACAUUAUGAAGAUGCACAAAUACCCUUAACCAACCAUAAGAAAUCAGAAAAGCAAGAAAAAGCACAGCACACGGUGUGUAUGGAUUGCAGUAGCUACAGUACAUACUGUUAUCGCUGUGAUGAUUUUGUGGUUAAUGACACCAAGCUGGGACUGGUACAGAAAGUCAGAGAACACUUACAGAACUUGGAAAACUCAGCUUUCACAGCUGACAGGCACAGGAAAAGAAAACUUUUGGAAAACUCAUCACUGAACAGCAAGUUACUAAAAGUAAAUGGCAGCACCACUGCCAUUUGUGCCACGGGCCUUCGGAAUUUGGGGAACACGUGUUUCAUGAACGCCAUCCUUCAGUCGCUCAGUAACAUUGAGCAGUUUUGCUGUUAUUUCAAAGAACUGCCUGCUGUGGAAUUACGGAAUGGGAAGACAGCAGGACGGCGAACGUACCACACCAGGAGCCAGGGGGACAACAACGUGUCUUUGGUGGAAGAGUUUAGGAAGACACUCUGUGCUUUAUGGCAAGGUAGCCAGACUGCAUUUAGCCCAGAGUCCUUAUUUUAUGUUGUUUGGAAGAUUAUGCCCAAUUUUAGGGGCUAUCAGCAGCAGGAUGCCCAUGAGUUCAUGCGCUACCUGCUAGACCACCUGCACUUGGAACUCCAGGGUGGUUUCAACGGUAUUUCCCGCUCAUCAAUUCUGCAAGAGAAUUCUACUCUGUCUGCAAGUAACAAAUGUUGCAUAAAUGGAGCAUCUACGGUUGUCACAGCUAUAUUCGGAGGCAUUCUCCAAAAUGAAGUUAACUGUCUCAUAUGUGGGACAGAAUCUAGAAAGUUUGAUCCAUUCCUAGACCUUUCAUUAGAUAUUCCAAGUCAGUUCAGAAAUAAGCGCUCUAAGAAUCAAGAAAAUGGACCAACUUGUUCAUUACGAGAUUGCCUUCGCAGCUUUACUGACUUGGAGGAACUUGAUGAGACAGAGCUAUACAUGUGCCACAAGUGCAAGAAGAGACAAAAGUCCACCAAAAAGUUUUGGAUUCAGAAACUACCCAAGGUGCUAUGCUUACAUUUGAAAAGAUUUCAUUGGACAGCAUAUUUAAGAAACAAAGUUGAUACAUAUGUAGAAUUUCCCCUGCGAGGCCUAGACAUGAAAUGCUAUUUACUAGAGCCCGAGAACAGUGGCCCAGAGAACUGCCUGUACGACCUCGCCGCUGUGGUGGUGCACCAUGGCUCUGGGGUCGGUUCUGGACAUUACACAGCAUACGCAACUCACGAAGGUCGCUGGUUCCAUUUCAAUGACAGUACUGUAACACUGACCGAUGAAGACACCGUGCUGAAGGCCAAGGCCUACAUCCUUUUUUAUGUGGAACGCCAGGCCAAAGCUGGAUCGGACAAACUUUAAUACCUCCUCCAAAUCAUUAUUUGUCAACUAUACCGGACAGACAUUUCCAAUUUUCCAUAAAUACUUGAUCUAAGAUUUAAUUUCAUUAUGCACUUUUCAGUUUCCUGUUUUGGGUUUAGUUUUAUUUUGUCAAUGGUAGUGACUUAUUGAACAUGGGCACCAACUAAUUUUUUUUUUUUUUUUAGUUCUACCAGAAAACCUCAGCAGAUAUUUUGAUUUGCUGCUUUAGUUGUAAUAAUUCAGUUUUUAUAUGUAGUUUCAAGAACUUAGUUCUAUUUGACUUUUUUAUAUUAAUGUUCAGUUCUCACUUUGAGGCACAUUUACAUCAAUGCUUUGUUACUCUCAUAUGCUGAAAGCGAGAGAUGUUCGUGAUUGUGAAGAGCAAUGUAACCACCUGCUGCCUUCUCACAGAUCCAAGGGAGAUCAGGGUGGCUCUAAACCAAGUUAUCAUCUGUGCUCGUAAAUUUGUGGCUCACAAGAGUUCAGUGACUGCUCAGUAAUCAUUCUUUCUGCUUGUAAAAGAGAACAGGAAGGGCAUCAUUAAAUAGACCAGGUGACUGCUGCUCUUGAUCUCUCUCAAAGGUGCUGUUUAUCAGCACUAACUAAAUAAAUCGGUUGAUUCAGUUGUACCUACAUUGCAAAUUCAAGAAUUACUUUUUUUGUUUGUUUGUUUGGGGGCACUUUCAUAGAUGAGAUAGGGGUACUGAACAGUCCAAAUAAGACCAAAUACACUUAAAAGUGUUUCAAAAAUUCUGUGGCUCAGCUCCAUGUUAUCUAAGUGUUAUUUAUCCAGUGUGAAGAAACUGGAGUGUCGUGUUUGCCUUUUUGAGUCAGCACCUAAUUCCCCCAUUGGUUGUAGCACUGGGAUUAACUGCAUGUCCACUCUGGUCUUACUUCUUAUUUGGCCACCAGAGGUUGAGAUGCUACCUUCCAAAGUUGAUUCUGACCAUCACCUAAACUUCGGGUAACACUGUGGAGUCCACAGGAGGAAACUAAAGUCUUUAAGUUUUAACAACUCUUUAAACCUCUCACUGGCCUAUCCUCAUAGCAGAGCAAAUGAAAAUAUUUUCACUUUGAAUAAGUAGAGUUUUUGUUGUUGAGCUUAGCAGUCUUUUGAAAUUGUUUUCAAGAAAAGUAGGCACCAGCACUGCUUAGCUUUAAUUCAGAUUGAAAUCUGGAACCAGAAUCCCAUCUAAUGAAGCUUCCUGUGCUUUCCUCAAGUGUCUGAGUCAGCCUGCUGAUCUUGGGGUGCUGGUGCACAGCGUGCAAAUUAGUGAGAGGAGGAGGGGCUCCAGCUGGGCCUGUGCGAUAGGACCACGCACACUGUCAUGUUCGCUCCUUGUUCCAGUCGGUAUUUUCCUCUUGUCCCAGUUCUCUACAAGUUGUUACGGGGGGCAGAAUGUAGUUAGUUUAUGUUAAGCCAGCCAAUCAGACUUUCUCAUAUUUUUUUCUGUUAAAAAAAAAUGGUCCAGAUUUUAAGUGUAUGGAUGUAAAAUAAAGUUGAGUGGCACUCCCCCUAGCUUGGAUAUUUGAAGCUGCGGAAGCAGAGCUGCUCCAUUCCCACUUUAAUAUUAGCUGGAAAAAUCCCACAUUUUCUCAGAGCAGAACACACCUGCUAAACCGUUUAAAAUAACUAGGAGCAAAUUAUGUCUGAACGUCUACUGUCCAAUACAGUGGUCACUGGCCACGUAUAGUUAAGUGUUGAUUUUAAUUAAAAAUAUAUUGAAAACUCAGUUCUUCAGUCACACUGGUCAUGGUUCAAGUUCUCAGCAGCCACUCGGCACAGGCCCACCUAGGGCUGGACGGUUCCACCUGUGGGCGGAGCUUUCAGAUGGUGCUGGUCUACAGUUUCACUCCAGAGAAAAAAGCUUUGCCAUCAUGUAGAGAUCUUACAACUUAGAGAGCCCAGAAGAUAAAAUUAAGAGGAAAACAUGUAUUUAAAACAGUUUACAAUGGUAAAUUACAUAUGUCGAGCCACAACUUUUUGAACUACAAAAAUGACAAUUUCACAUAACUUGAUCUACUGUAUCAGUACAUUAACAUCACAUGACAUUGAACUAGAAAUGUGCGUCUCCUCUGACCUCGCUCCUAUGAAUCCAGUCUCUCUUGCUUAGAAGAUACACAGCGCUAACUUGUAACAUUUGCACUUAGAUCACUAGUCUCUGCAUGGGCAGCAGUUAUAAUUCCAACAAGAAAGCCUCGGGCAGUGUUCAUGGAGGAAAAUGGCCUCUACCAAAUGGAACUUACAACAGACUAGACUGCUUUGUUGGGGAAAGUGGUGCUUACACAGGCAACAUGUUGGCUUAAGAGAUGAACACACUUCCUCUAUUGAAUUUUGCAGUGUUUCUAUCUCUUCAUUUGAUUAAAGCAGACAUGCCUGAAGGAUACCAUGAAGAUUCUUUGGAAAAGCGACUGGAUCCAUGUGAACUGUGCACUUGAACACCGGUGAUGUAAAUGUGCCUAUUUUUAUUUUGAAAAUUUAACUGUGCAGCCUUAUCACGCCUGUUUCGAAAGCUGACCUUCGUGCUCUUCAGGGCUGUUCCCUGGUGCCGUGCUGCCUCUGGCACGUGUGUGGCUUCCCACUCAGAGAGCAGUGCUCAGGCAGCGCCUCGCGCCGAGUCACAGGGCUCCUCGGAACAAAACUUCCUCAAAAGUCCUCCCACACAGGUGGGUGACAGAAACAGUUUGUGGCAACACAAAUCUCUCUCCAUGGUGGAGAAAACCUUUGCUUAUCCACUGGAUUCUACUCAGUGUCUAGUGAUGACAAAUGUGACAGAAUUAGACCAGUAAAGUGUAUGGGCCUGGUGAAGUGUUAAAUGUGUAUCUCACCUGUGGAACCUGCUCAGCAGCUUGGUUUCUAGGGUUGGGGACAUAUUUAUUUCUCCAAGCCAAACCUCUCCAUUGGUUCAGUAUGUGUACAUAUGUCUGUUUAGAUACACUUAUCCCACUUCCACCUCUGCCGUCCCCUAAACUCUCACGUUCCCUUUGUAGCUGAAGUGGCCUCUUCACGUGGGCCCUGGAGAAGCUCCUGAGCAAAGUCUGUUUCUGCAGCCAGGAACAGAUAAGGGGGACCAGAGCGUGGCCGCAGGAGGGUGCCCACAGCGCAGGAAGGAGUGGGAGUGGGUGGCAUCAUGCUGUAGUCCAAGGUCCGUGCAUCACCUCGCUGGGUGAGGACCUUCCCCCUCAGGUCUGACUGCGAUGGACUUCAGACUUCCCUCUGCAGGUGUUGGUUGUGUGAGAGGUAAUCAUUUCCGCUGAAACCUAAUUUGUAUGAUGCUGAGCGGAUUACUUGUGCGAGUGAGUGAUUUAAGUUGUAAUCACAGCCCUUUUCUGCUUCACCAACCUGAACUGUUUUAUGGAAAGUAUCAUUAAAGAUCUGGUCUCUUC